Messenger RNA from Vigna radiata var. radiata (mung bean), 336 nucleotides. RefSeq names its product calcium-binding protein PBP1-like. The coding region runs from base 1 to 336 and encodes 111 amino acids. The record is from RefSeq and is a predicted model, not a curated record. Lineage: Eukaryota; Viridiplantae; Streptophyta; Magnoliopsida; Fabales; Fabaceae. Gene Ontology annotation, molecular function: calcium ion binding. The transcript has a single exon.
AUGGAAUUCGAAGACUUGCUACCGGUGAUCGCCGGUAAACUGGGCGGUGAGGGACUGAUUGAUGAGCUUUGCAAGGGGUUUCAGGUGCUGAUGGACAAGGAGAAGGGGGUGAUAACCUUGGAGAGUUUGAGGGAGAACUCUGCUACGAUGGGUUUGCAGGAUUUUAAAGAGGAAGAGCUUGCGAGCAUGAUGAGGGAAGGAGAUCUGGACGGUGAUGGUGCACUCUCUCAGAUGGAGUUCUGCGUUUUGAUGUUCAGAUUGAGUCCACAGUUGAUGCAGGACUCUUGGUUUUGGCUCCAAGAGGCUCUGCACCAUAACAAUAACUCUUCCCUUUGA